This is a messenger RNA of Oreochromis niloticus (Nile tilapia), 2762 nucleotides long. RefSeq names its product heat shock protein 90, beta (grp94), member 1 (gene hsp90b1). The record is from RefSeq and is a predicted model, not a curated record. Gene Ontology annotation, biological process: protein folding. Gene Ontology annotation, molecular function: ATP-dependent protein folding chaperone; ATP hydrolysis activity; ATP binding. The transcript is spliced from 18 exons. NCBI's taxonomy places the organism in Eukaryota, Metazoa, Chordata, Actinopteri, Cichliformes, Cichlidae. The coding region runs from base 122 to 2515 and encodes 797 amino acids.
GGGAGAGACGGCUAGUCAUUCCUCGUUGUAAAAACCAGUGCUGCAUGCGCUGAUCUCCCGGCUAUUGUCUCAGCAGCUGAAGGCUCAAGUCGUCAGGCAGUCAGUCAGGAAGCAUCUCACAAUGAAACGAAUCUGGGUGAUAGGGCUUCUUUUCGCACUCUUAGCAUGUGCUGCCGUAAAGGCAGAUGAUGAACUUGACGUUGACGGGACAGUCGAGGAGGACUUGGGUAAAAGCAGGGAUGGCUCCAGAACAGACGAUGAAGUGGUGCAGAGAGAGGAGGAGGCAAUCCAGCUGGAUGGUUUGAAUGCAGCUCAGAUUAAGGAACUCAGGGAAAAGUCUGAAAAACAUGCCUUUCAGGCUGAAGUUAACCGUAUGAUGAAGCUGAUCAUCAACUCUCUCUACAAGAACAAGGAGAUCUUCCUUAGGGAGCUGAUUUCCAAUGCCUCGGAUGCUCUGGAUAAGAUCCGCUUGUUGUCCCUGACCAAUGAGGAUGCAAUGGCCGCAAAUGAAGAGCUGACCAUCAAAAUAAAGUCUGAUAAGGAGAAGAACAUGCUGCACAUCACUGACACUGGUAUUGGAAUGACCAAGGAGGAGCUAGUAAAGAACUUGGGAACCAUUGCCAAGUCAGGCACCAGCGAAUUCCUUAACAAGAUGACAGAGAUGCAGGAAGAGGGACAGUCUACCUCAGAGCUGAUCGGACAGUUUGGUGUCGGUUUCUACUCCGCCUUCCUUGUUGCUGACAAGGUCAUUGUGACAUCCAAGCACAACAAUGACACACAGCACAUCUGGGAGUCUGACUCAAAUCAGUUCUCUGUCAUUGAGGACCCCCGUGGGGACACACUGGGAAGAGGAACCACCAUCACACUUGUCCUAAAGGAGGAGGCGUCAGACUACCUGGAGCUGGAGACCAUCAAGAAUCUUGUCAAGAAAUACUCCCAGUUCAUCAACUUCCCCAUCUAUGUGUGGGCCAGCAAGACUGAGACGGUUGAAGAGCCCAUUGAGGAAGAUGCUGAGGCAGCAGAGGAACCAGAGAAAGAGGCUUCUGAAGAUGAGGCUGAAGUAGAGGAAGAAGAAGGAGAGGACAAAGACAAACCAAAGACAAAGAAGGUUGAGAAGACUGUGUGGGACUGGGAACUGAUGAAUGAUAUCAAGCCCAUCUGGCAGAGGCCGGCUAAGGAGGUUGAGGAAGAUGAGUACAAGGCUUUCUACAAGACCUUCUCAAAGGACAAUGAUGACCCUAUGGCUCACAUCCACUUCACAGCUGAGGGUGAGGUCACCUUUAAGUCCAUCCUGUUUGUGCCCACUUCAGCUCCCCGUGGGCUGUUUGACGAGUAUGGCUCCAAGAAGAACGAUUACAUCAAGCUGUUUGUCAGGAGAGUUUUCAUCACAGACGACUUCAAUGACAUGAUGCCCAAGUACCUGAACUUCAUCAAGGGAGUGGUUGACUCUGACGACCUUCCUCUGAAUGUGUCCAGAGAAACUCUGCAGCAGCACAAACUGCUCAAGGUUAUCCGCAAGAAGCUGGUCCGUAAGACUCUGGACAUGAUUAAGAAGAUUGCAGAGGAACAGUACAACGACAAGUUCUGGAAGGAGUUUGGCACCAACAUCAAGCUGGGUGUGAUUGAGGAUCACUCCAACAGGACCCGUCUUGCUAAGCUGCUGCGCUUCCAAACCUCCAACAGUGAAACAGACCUGUCCAGCCUGGAGCAGUAUGUGGAGCGCAUGAAGGAGAAGCAGGAUAAGAUCUAUUUCAUGGCUGGCACCAGCAGGAAAGAGGCUGAGUCCUCUCCCUUCGUUGAGAGGCUGCUGAAGAAGGGCUAUGAGGUCAUCUACCUGACAGAGCCUGUGGAUGAGUACUGCAUCCAGGCAUUGCCAGAGUUUGAUGGAAAACGCUUCCAGAACGUGGCCAAGGAAGGUGUCAAAUUUGACGAGAGUGAAAAGGCCAAGGAGAAGAGGGAGGCCCUGGAGAAGGAGUUCGAACCUCUCACAACUUGGCUGAAGGACAAAGCUCUAAAGGAUAAGAUUGAGAAGGCUGUUCUCUCUCAGAGGCUAACCAACUCACCCUGCGCCUUGGUUGCCAGUCAGUAUGGCUGGUCAGGAAACAUGGAGAGGAUCAUGAAGGCACAGGCCUACCAGACAGGAAAGGACAUUUCCACAAAUUACUAUGCCAGCCAGAAGAAAACACUAGAACUCAACCCCAAACAUCCUCUUGUCAAGCAGUUGCUUAACAGAGUCAAUGCCGAUGCUGAGGACCAGACUGCAUCAGAUCUGGCUGUGGUUCUGUUUGAGACAGCCACACUGCGCUCAGGAUACCAGCUCGUUGAUACAAAAGCUUAUGGAGACAGAAUAGAGCGCAUGCUCCGACUCAGCUUGAAUGUACCACUAGAUGAACAGAUUGAAGAAGAACCAGAGGAGGAGCCUGAGGAACCAGCAGAAGAUGACUCUGAAGAUAAAGAGGAGACUGUGGAUGAGGAUGAUGAUGAAGAAACGACAAAAGACAAGGAUGAACUGUGAAGCACUGAAGGGAAGAGCGUGUAACAGUGGAGCUGGAAAAUGGACUUAAGUCUCUGUUUCAGUGCCACCGUGGCCACAUUAUUUCUGGGUGGGGUCCCUGGGUUGGGGUUUUUUAAAGCGAAUAUUUGUUUUUGUUUCUUUUGUAUUACAUUCCUCAUGACUGUAAAUUUGUUAAUAUUUAACUGACCUGUUUAUGGAAAGAUGUGAUCCUGUCUAUUGAUCAAAUAAAUGUUUCGUGGAAAAAAUG